This is a messenger RNA of Hyposmocoma kahamanoa, 1555 nucleotides long. RefSeq lists its product as uncharacterized. The record is from RefSeq and is a predicted model, not a curated record. Bases 4 to 1323 code for a protein of 439 amino acids. NCBI's taxonomy places the organism in Eukaryota, Metazoa, Arthropoda, Insecta, Lepidoptera, Cosmopterigidae. Gene Ontology annotation, cellular component: neuron projection membrane. The transcript is spliced from 7 exons. Gene Ontology annotation, biological process: synapse organization.
ACAAUGUUUUGCUGUAAAGAACUCAAACUACUCUAUGCGACUGUUGUUCUUUUACUAGAGGCGGAACUCCUUGUGAACACAAGCGCUAUGGAGAAGUCUUCCAUGUUGACACAAAAUUCUGAUGACUUAAAGUCUUUAGAAUUGUGUACGUCAAGAAACCAACAAAGAUUGGGUAGUGUCUUCGGGAAUUUUACAAGACAUCACAAGAAAGGUCACAGAAGAAGAACAACAACAACAUCAUCAACACAAACAACAAUCAUUUACACAACAAUUGAAAAUGAUGAUGAGACCACAGAAUCAUCCUCAACGAUGGCAUUGUAUCUUACAACCGAAUCCAUAUAUCCAAAGUUACCGAAACCGCUACGUCUAUCAUCAACAGUAUUAGAAAAUGACUAUGAAGAUGUACACAAUAUAGAUCAUAUUAUAGAAGCUGAAGUGAAUGAACUUAUUAAAGAAAGACAUAAAUCUAAACAUAGAGAGGUCUUAAAGGAAUUAGAUGAAGUAUCAUUAACUAAAAAUUUUAAUAAAGUUAAGAAAAUGUACAGAGAUUCGUCAGCGUCAGCUGUUAAUAAGUUAAGUGUGAAGGGAGCUAAGAGUGGUAUAUUUUUGACUGAAAAUUGUACGACAGUGGUUGCGCAGAUUGGUACCACUGCAAUUCUGCAUUGUGAAGUUAGUGACAUUACUGAAAAUACGGUAACGUGGAUCAGAAGAAAGGAUUAUUCGCUACUUUCAGUGGGAUUGGUGACCUACUCUGCCGACAGCCGGUUUUUCUCUGCACACGGGAGACACGUAAAGGACUGGGCUCUCCACAUACGGUUCGCAACGUCGGCAGACGCGGGUUACUACGAGUGUCAAGUGCCAACUCACCCUCCUACUAGCAUAUUCUUUAAGCUCGUGCUAGUUGCGGCGUAUGCGGAGAUAGUUGGAGAAUCGGAGAAGAUAAUUCACGAAGGUUCAAUGCUGCGAUUGGUAUGCGUCGUGAAAAGAUCCACCGAGCCACCUUCGUAUGUCUUCUGGUACUUUGAAAAUCGGAUGAUCAACUACGACUUGAAUGGCGUGAGUGUCCACAACGGACGACAGACCAGUGAGCUAGUGAUUGGCAAGGCUGAGCCUCGUCACGCAGGCAACUAUACUUGCGUCCCUGCUAAUGCCAAAGCUGCCUCGGUCACCGUUCACGUUGUCCAAAGUGAAACCCCAGCUGCCAUGCAACAUGGCAACAACUCAGCGGUGACCAUACAACAAAUACAUACAGUCAUACAUUUUUUAUUAACCAUAAUAUCGUUCAAGAUAUUGCUACUGACACAUCUCUACGGGUUUGGCUAACGUUGUUCAUUUAUAAUAAAUAUGUACAUAAUACUAUAAAAAUUAUAAUCAAAGUACAGUGCAAUGGGCAUAGUUAUUUGGUUUCGGAUUGUGUUAAGUUGUGUGAGAAAUAGACUUUGUUUAGAGAGUAGUCAAGGCGCAGCCAUACUUUGUAACUAUUUAGUAUUUUUCUUCGUAAAUAUUAUAUCAGGUUUUGGUUUAUAAUUGCUUCAGAACUAUACUACAAUAUAUU